Clupea harengus (Atlantic herring) is the source of this 2297-nucleotide messenger RNA. RefSeq names its product sirtuin 4 (gene sirt4). Gene Ontology annotation, molecular function: NAD+ binding; histone deacetylase activity, NAD-dependent. Gene Ontology annotation, cellular component: mitochondrial matrix. NCBI's taxonomy places the organism in Eukaryota, Metazoa, Chordata, Actinopteri, Clupeiformes, Clupeidae. The record is from RefSeq and is a predicted model, not a curated record.
AAUGAGAACCAAAUAUGGAAAUUUAGAUAAAUCAAUAAUCUUCGCUGGAUUCAUUUUACUAAUCAGUGACUAAAGAACAUUUGUGAAAUCCACUUCAUUUGAGAGGAGUCAAAAUAGAGUUCAAAUAGCAGCUAUAGCAAUCUGAGAAUGUUAAUUUAAUGUGGGGUUGUGGUGAAAUGCUGCACAGCUGAAACUGGCAACACUGAAAAGCGUAAUAGGGGUGAACACUAACUAUUUAAUGUAGGCUAUGUAUGUAAUACUUCAUGUACAGUAGCCUAAUGUGUGUGUAGUGCGGGGCUUACGCUGAAGUAUAUAGACAUAAGGUUGUUAUGGCUAUGCGCUUCAGUUAUAAAAUCGGUUUACUGUGGUUGGACUACAACUCCCAGUUUCCACAUGCUUGUAUAACUUGUAAUUUCCGUUUCCUGUUUGCCGGCUACACAUGAAAAUUGUCUCUUGUGUUUUUAAGAUAGCUAAAUGUGUACCAGAAAACUGUAGGUUGGGAAUUUAAGUUGCGUCCUCUGUGCCUUGUAUGUGACCCCUGCUUUAGAAAGCCCAGAUGAUGACGACGACAUGGAGACACCUGCCGCGGUACUUGGUUAUGAGAAGGGGUGCCUUCUCUUCCUCGGCAUGUAUGGGGGCUGUGAAUUUUGUGCCCGCCAGCCGCUCCAUUGACCCCAGCGAUUUGGAACGGCUUCGGGCUUUUGUGUCAAGGGCACGACGUCUCUUCGUUAUCACUGGCGCUGGACUUUCCACCGAGUCAGGAAUCCCAGAUUACCGCUCAGAAGGAGUAGGUUUGUACGCGCGAACUGAUCGGCGGCCCAUGCAGCAUGUCGAGUUCCUGCGUAGUGCCAAAGCACGACAGCGCUACUGGGCGCGCAACUAUAUGGGGUGGCCACAAUUCUCCUCAUAUAGACCGAACUCUGCCCACUUGUCUCUGCGGGAAUGGGAAGCACAGGAAAAAGUACACUGGUUGGUCACUCAAAAUGUGGACGCGCUGCAUUUCAAAGCUGGUCACCAACGUUUUACAGAGCUGCACGGCUGUACACACAGGGUGGUGUGUUUAGGUUGUGGGGUCCUUACAGUCCGAGAGGACCUGCAGAAGCGCUUCACAGAGAUGAACCCUGCCUGGGCAGUUGAAGCGGGGGCAGUAGCACCAGAUGGAGAUGUCUUUCUGGAAGACGAACAGGUGCUGAACUUCAGAGUGCCCUCCUGCCAGAACUGCGGAGGUAUCCUAAAGCCAGAGGUCACUUUCUUUGGAGAUUCAGUCAGCCGGUCAACUGUGCAAUUUGUGCAUGAUAGGCUGGCAGAGUCGGAUGCAAUGCUGGUGGCGGGCUCCUCUCUGCAGGUGUAUUCAGCGUACCGCUUCCUCCUUGCUGCCAAUGAGAGCAAGAUACCUGUUGCCAUCCUGAACAUCGGACCCACCAGAGCAGAUCACAUGGCAGAGCUGCGAGUGAGUGCCCGUUGUGGAGAGGUGCUUCCUGUUAUACAGCCUUGUUGACGUUUCAUCGCUUUGCAUCAGAAGAUGGAAUGAAGACCUCUGGUGUUGUAUAGUACACAACCAGUUUCACACAGAAAACUAUUUGGUAUUUUCUGGUUGUGCUUCUCUCAGGAACUAAAUUUGAGACUAAGCCAGAUUAUGUAACUGAUCUGGUAUUGCAAUGAAAAAAACGUUUAUCUUAGAUAUGAACAUUACCUCAAGGAAUGUAGAACAUAAGGCUGGGGGUUGAAAUAUAUUUGCCGUUACAGUGCAAUGCUCAAUUUUUGCACACAUUUUACAGGUCCCUUUAUACUUAUACGUAUACGUACGUAUACACAUCUUACAGGUUCCUUUAUACUUAUACGUACGUAUACAAUAUUCUGUGAACUGAAUCAACUUCUACUGAGUGGAGGACAGAAAGAAGCUGCAUUACUGUUUCAGACCAGUCCUUUCCUCAUUCCUUCUUGACUGAACCUACAGUAUGAUAUCAAAUGAUGGUAACAUCAAGGGACUUUUGGUUCACAAAUCACAAAAUAACUAUGAAUAUGGGGGAAAAGAGAGUCUGUCUUGUAUUCAUGUUGAAAAUCAGCUCCACUGCAUAUUGAGGAAGGUUACGAUCGACUCCUUUGCUCAAUAAUGAAUCACACUGACGUACGGAAACAAAAUGAAUCUGUCAUCUGUUAGUAUCUAUAUGCAAGGAAUUGUUUUAAAAGGAAAAGGAAAAUCUGUAAUAUGACAUUUCUCUGAACUAUUCAUAUUUAGAGAUGGUUUAAUGGUGCUCCUUUAUUCUUGAAUGUGCAAUAAACAGGUUUGGAUUACU